CAACCAAAUCUCGUGGAGACGAACGCAAAAAUGAACUUCCUAGUGAGCUGUGCAUUGUUGCUUCUUGGCGUGAGCCUUACCCAUGCCAGUGUCCUUGGACGGGUUGCCGAAGGAAGCGAUGCCAAGCGUGGACAAUUCCCGUACCAGGUGGCACUGACGCUGAAACGUCAAACCGUGUGUGGUGGAGUCAUGGUACACGAACGAUUCUUCGUCACAGCUGCCCAUUGCUUCUUCAAAGAUGGAGCUCCGCUUCCGGUACAAGAUCUUAACGUGUUCUAUGGAUCGGAGAAGUUGUUCUCGAAUGGAAAGUACAACCGCGUCAAGGAAGUUCAUCUUCACGAACAGUACGAUCAUGGCACUCAGUACGAUCUGGCAGUCGUCGAAGUGAGGCGUAAGUUCGAGAUGUCCUCUGCCUCGAAACCUGUCGCUUUCGGACGGGAACCCUUCGGGGAGUCCUUGACAGCCACCGUGUCUGGGUAUGGACGUAGCACAUCCGAAGGUAACAUGGCAUUCCGGUUGAAGUACGCCCAACUGACGUCGCUCCCAGUGGAUCAGUGCCGAGAAGCAGUAGGCGAGGACUACUACGAAGGCGUCUUCUGUCUCGACACUAGCGCUGGUUCCGGACUUUGCAUGGGUGAUUAUGGUGGUCCGGCGGUGUUCGAAGAGCAUCUUGUCGGUGUCGGUAGCUACACCGUCGGUGGAACCUGUGCCACUGGCCAACCGGACGUCUUCGUCGACGUCGGCUUCUUCGCGGACUGGGUACAGUCGAAACUCGAGGCAGAGCCGGAAGAACACUAAACCAUCAUCGUUUACUGUGAUAACCUUUUAUUUCGCGUUUACCGUUGUCAUGGUUGCAAUCGAACAACAUCAUCCCCCAAGGGAUCACUACUCGACGUUCGAUCGCGUUAAAUAAUAUGUACAAUCUGCUGAUCGCAAUACAGAACGACGACCCCGCUCCAGGU
This is a messenger RNA of Anopheles nili, 962 nucleotides long. Its product is annotated as serine protease SP24D-like. The transcript has 3 exons. Gene Ontology annotation, molecular function: serine-type endopeptidase activity. The coding region runs from base 31 to 798 and encodes 255 amino acids. Gene Ontology annotation, biological process: proteolysis. NCBI's taxonomy places the organism in Eukaryota, Metazoa, Arthropoda, Insecta, Diptera, Culicidae. The record is from RefSeq and is a predicted model, not a curated record.